Vanessa atalanta (red admiral) is the source of this 1599-nucleotide messenger RNA. RefSeq lists its product as uncharacterized. Bases 349 to 1599 code for a protein of 416 amino acids. The transcript has 2 exons. NCBI's taxonomy places the organism in Eukaryota, Metazoa, Arthropoda, Insecta, Lepidoptera, Nymphalidae. The record is from RefSeq and is a predicted model, not a curated record.
UUUCGCAAAUACAAAAAAGACCGAACGGAGACGAAUUGGACAAUUUAUAAGGCUGCAAGGAAUCGAUGCAACAAGAUGUGUAGGAAUCUAAAACGCCAAUAUAUCUUUGAUCAAUUAGCUAAUUCUCCUUCUUCAUCCAGUACCUAUAAUUUUUUAAAAACCAUUAGCCGGAUCCACACCGGACGAUCCAAAAUUGAUGGUGAUCCCGUGAUCCGCGAUCCAAGGAUCGUGAUGCGUGGAGCGUGGAUCAUUCUAGGUCGAUCCAGCAGCAAUCUUUUGCGAUCCUGACUGGCUGCUCCAACGCGCUCCUGCCGAUCCAUACUGAUCACAGUUGAAUUUUGUCUGGCUAUGGAGUUACACGUGCAACGACGGCGACGAAUAGCCAUAGCAGCAGCAAGCUACAUUUUGCUUGUAUAUUUACGGCAAAAAUUACGAAAACGAAAAAGACGGUAUUGGGUUAAAACGAUUUUUAAAAAUCGGUUAGAAUAUGGGACUCGACUUUACAAAGAGUUAAUUGAUGAUGGAGCUGAAGCUAAUUUUGCACGAAUGACUGCAAAUCAAUUUGACUUAUUGUGUUCACUAUUAGACAACAAAAUUAGAAAGAAUGAUACCAACUAUCAUGAUGCCAUAACUAUUAAGGAAAGACUACUAAUAACAUUGAGAUUUUUAGCAAGUGGAGAUUCUUACGUCAGUCUACAGUAUCUUUUCAGAGUGUCCAAACAGUCGAUAUCAAAAAUUGUUCCUGAGGUUUGUGAAGCAAUUAUCGACGUUUUGGAGGAUUAUGUAAAAAUGCCAUCAAAAGAAGAAGAGUGGCUCGCUGUGUCUCAGGAAUUCGACAAAAAAUGGAAUUUUCCACAUGUAUUAGGAGCAAUGGAUGGUAAACAUGUCGUUUUGCAAGCGCCUUUUAAUAGUGGCAACGACUAUGAUAACUAUAAAUUGUUUCCAAGUAUAGUUCUUUUUGCAUUAGUAGAUGCAAAUUAUAGGUUUCUUUAUGUGAAUGUUGGGAGUAAGGGCAGAAUAUCAGAUGGAGGCGUGUUUAAAAGCACAAAGCUAUAUGAGAAACUUGAAAAAAAGGAGCUAAACAUCCCAUCUGCAAAAAUUUUGCAAGUUCCCUAUAAAAUUGAAGUACCCUAUUUUAUACUAGGUGAUAAAGCUUUCCAACUUAAUGAGUAUACAUUGAAACCGUAUGAAGGUGAUCCAGAAAGGGGUUCGAGUGAACGAAUAUUCAAUUACAGAUUAUCAAGAGCACGUAGAGUUGUAGAAAACGCGUUUGGAGUACUAAGCUCUAGUUACAGAGUUUUGCGUAAACCAAUGCUGUUGGAGCCAGAAAAAGCAACUAAAGUCGUGCUAGCGACAGUUUACCUGUAUAACUAUUUACGAAGUAAUUCUAAUUUAAGAUCACCGGUAUCUUUUGAUACAAUACAGGAGAAUGGAGAAAUAGUUCCUGGAAGCUGGCGAACGGAACAGGCACCUACAUCACUACUACCAAUAGAUGCCAUACCACGAAGAGCAUCACAAAAUGCCAGGGAUAUUCGGUGCCACUUAGCAAGACACUUUAUAACAAACGGGGCCAUUGUUUGGCAAAAUGAGUACCAAUAA